Molecule: messenger RNA, 22657 nt
Organism: Cavia porcellus (domestic guinea pig)
Lineage: Eukaryota; Metazoa; Chordata; Mammalia; Rodentia; Caviidae
Gene: Mecom
Product: MDS1 and EVI1 complex locus
Exons: 3
Coding region: 1534-1950 (138 amino acids)
Biological process (GO): regulation of transcription by RNA polymerase II
Cellular component (GO): nucleus
Molecular function (GO): histone H3K9 methyltransferase activity; protein binding; DNA-binding transcription factor activity, RNA polymerase II-specific
Source: RefSeq, a predicted model, not a curated record
GGAUACUGAGGAGGUCCUAUCAGCUGUCGCACACUCCUGGUCCUAGUUUUGAUCAUUAAUGCCAACAGGUGCAACUGGGCAUUCCCAAUGGUCCAGCGCCUUUCUCCUUUAGUAUCCCAUGCUUUAAGACCAGCUUUCCUUUUCCUUUGACUAUCACAGAUGUAUUGUUGUAACGCAGAGCCCCAAAAGAUGGUGAUUUUCUUUUAUAGUGUCUGGCAGGAUUUGCAACAGAUAUUAAUGGGAACAUAAAUAGCACAUGGAAAGUAUUGAACAACACUGUUUAAUGCAAGGUGGUUGUACCAAGAGAAAAUCUGUACGUAUUUGGGAUUGAUUCAUACCUUGAACACAUCUAAUUCCUUUAGGAGUUGCCCUCCUUUCUGCGGGUCCACUUCCUUGGUAAAUCCUGUAAUUAAAGCAAAUUUCAACAGUGUAUACUUUUAGGGCGCUUGUGUAUGUGUGGGGUUGUUCUUCUUUUCCUCCUUCUCGUGACCCCACAGGUUGCAGGUUUAAGUGAAUAAGGGAAAAUGCCGGCCGAGCAGUAGCGAGAGGCAACCGAGGCGGCGAUGGGGAGGCCGGAAGGUGACCGCCAACCUCAGGGAAGCAAAGAGGUCCUGGGUGUCAUAGCCCGCGCUGGCCCGGACCUGCAAAUCAAGGCUGAUUGUUACUAUUCCAUGGCACCAGAAUACGGAAAUGUCCGAAGGACAACAUCAAACACUGGGAUUACACCUAGAAUCAAGAAAGAAACGUUUAUUUUGCUUCCGACUUUGAAAGUGGAAGCCCAAGUAGCUUCUGUAGCAGUAACAGACUUAGGCAGCAGAGUUCUCAAGUUCAAGAGGAGUCUCACUUUGUCCUGAAUGAUUCGCCGAGAUCCAGCCUGUCUCCUAGUUCCUUAGUAGAGGAAAUAUUUAUUUUGAAACCCACCCUCCCCCACUUCUUGCUUUCUCCACGGAUAGCAGAGAAAAUUUUCUACAAUUAUGUCGGGAUAAACACCAGUAUAGUUACAACCCAGGCUCACUGGUGAUUCCAACACGGAAUCAAUGCUCUGCCCAAGGCUUUUCAUUCCUUUUCUUCCCCCUGGGCGAGGUGUCUGCCCCCCUCCAGCUCCCCGCACUGGCUCCCCGCCCCCCGCAGCCCUCCCCGUGGCUCCCUUUCUCCGCCUCCUCGGCGAUUGCCAUCUGACAAGAUCUCCAAAUCAAAGUGAUAAAUCGCUCCAAACUUUUUUUGGCGGCGCUGAGAUGUUGGAGGGGCGUCUAGCGCGCAUGUGCGAAGGUGUCCAAACUGACAAUGCUAGAGAGAUAGCGAGUGUGGAUUGAAAGAAAGGGCGAGGGAGGGAGAGUGAAAGAGGGAAAGACAGAGUGUGUGGAAGUGUGUGUGUGUGUGUGUGUGUGUGUGUGUGUGUGAGAGAGAGAGAGAGAGAGAGAGAGAGAGAAAGAAAGAAAGAGGGAGGGAGCGAGCGAGAGAGCAAAAGAAGGAAAAGAUCCAAGAAAAAAAAAAACCCAACCACACACCAGCGGCUGCAGGACUGGGCACAGCAUGAGAUCCAAAGGCAGGGCAAGGAAACUGGCCACAAGUAAUGAGUGUGUAUAUGGCAACUACCCUGAGCUAUCUUUGGAAGAAAUGCCAGAUGCAGAUGGAGUAGCCAGAGCUUCCUCCCUCAAUGUUCAAGAGCCAUGCUCUCCGGCCACAUCCAGUGAAGCAUUUACUCCAAAGGAGAGCUCUCCGUACAGAGCUCCCAUCUACAUCCCCGAUGACAUCCCCAUCCCUGCUGAGUUUGAACUUCGAGAGUCAAAUAUGCCUGGAGCAGGACUAGGAAUAUGGACCAAAAGGAAGAUUGAAGUAGGUGAAAAAUUUGGACCUUAUGUGGGAGAGCAGAGGUCAAACCUGAAAGACCCCAGUUAUGGAUGGGAGGGCCCAGGAAUUAGGACUCUAGCUGCUGAACUAUCAACCUAGGACACUGCGAGAUGUGAGAUGUGCUCCUUAGGCCUCGUGGCAGAGGCAAAAAUAAACAAGACCCGGUUCCUCUGAUUGUGUCGGCGUCUGCUCUGCCAAGACUGCAGAUCAAGGAAACUUUUUAGCUUUAAAAAAAAUGAAGAGCUUUGAGUGAGGGCUGCAAAGUGAAAGAGACAAUUCCCGGUCCUUCUGGGAGCAACGUGUUACAGGGGUGCCUUUGUCUGGCGCACUCACCGGGUGGCAGGCAGGUGUCUCGCGUGGCUCUGUUGUUGUUUUCUUGCUUUUCAAUGCCCUGAGUACUACAAACACCUACAACAACAUAUACUAAUAGAUUGAUAAUAAUCACUUUGGUGACUGGUGUGCAUAAAAUGGCAAAGAGAUUUUUUUUUCUGCUUUUAUGCCUUUAUGAACCACUGUAGUUGGCUUGCUGUCUUGCAGUGAGUGUUGUUAACCGAGAAAGACAAAAAACAAAGGCCAGAUGCCAACCAGCCAUAAGCUCAUGCUGCUUGUUUCCUGGCUGGGUCGUGUUACGAGAAAGAAGGUGUUCUGUCCAUGGUAAGGCACCAAAUUGAGGGUAAUUCCUGCAUUUCAGAGUAGGAGUCUGAAAGUAACAGCGGCAACAGGGUUCAUUUGACAACUGUAGGUGAAAGUAGCCCAGAAAGCUACUAGCUGUCUACUGGAAAAUCUGUGCUUAGGAAUUUCACUACACAGCCUCUGCUGGGUCUCUGUGCUCCUCUCUCUCUCUCUCUUUUGUAAAUCUCAGUGUACAUCAUUUUAAAAAAAUGUCUCUCCCUUUCAUGCCUGAAGAAGAGUUGCUGUUUAUUCUGUGGCUAAACAAAUGAAUGGAAGCUUCUUCUAAGUGGAUUCACUGGAGAUGGUCCAGAAAUUGCCGAUGAUGAGAACAGGGUAGUUUUUCUUAUGGUUCCUUGAUAAUUUUACAAACGCACUUGAUUUUCAUAGUGAAUGAAUGUUUUCAUAAAUGGAAACAAAUAAAACAGUAGGCAGAGACUUUCUCAAAUGCUUGCCAAAAACAUUAAACACACAAAAGUACAUUCACAGUGAAAAUUGGUUGAAAACAGCUGUUUUAAAAGAUUUUGGGGAAUGCAGUUAACAGCAUCAUCAUUAUAAGGCCCAAAGCAAACGUGUUACUGAUUACACCCCAUGAAGAAAUCAGAAUGUGUUCCUCCAAGAAAACACCGUCGUGCAUGCUGUUUGCAAAUAACUGCAACGCAGGCUUUGUCAUGAUUGUGCAGCUUAUCUGUCAGGAUAACACUUGCAGGAAAAUGAGCAUACAACUUCUCUUAACUAAUCAGAGCUUUUAAUCAUAUUGUCUGAGUGUAAGUUUCCUCUGCAUCUCUUCCCUCUUCCCAAGUCGGCUCUGUCCCCGUGGGUUGUACUCCAUUUCGAAGCUGCACAAGAAACUGGAUAAGAAAGAAACAGGGGACUUCUACUUGUGGGGGCACACAAAACCAGCCGACCAGUUGGUUUGAGUGUCAAACCCACUGUAGUUCUAGGUCAGCUCCUUAGAGAAUGUGUUUGCCCUGGGAGCACAGAAUGUGUUCAGGGUGGGAUGGAAGGCUGCGGUGGGGUCUGUGGGGUAUGGAAAAUUUAAUAAGGACCAUGGGAUUACUGCCCUGAGAAGUAAUGUUCAUGUGUUGAAAGGGCACUGUCAGAAUGCCACGGAAGUGGGACCUGCCGCAUGUCUGCAGCUCGGCUGUUAUUGUUCAGCCUGUGUCUGCACUGUCUGUCCACUGUGGCACCAAAGGGCUUUACAAACACUUUCCAUAAUGGGCCUGAAGCCUCCUGAGGGCUCUGGGGUAUUAGGUGAGAAAGAAUGCAAAGUCCAGUAGUUGGCAAGGAAAAAGAAAAAAAGGCUUUUUCACCUUCUCCACACAUCUGAUAGAAGGGUCGGAUUUCUUCUGGUGAUGAAAGAGUCACGGCUGGGGACCAGCCUUCUUUCACACCACGGGGCCACAUUGUGGGUCAUGCUGGGACUAGCUGCCUUCUCCUUGACUUCCUGAAAUGGUAAGGAGGACCCUAAUGUCCAGGACGGACUUGGUGUGCUAGACACACACAGAACUCGGUAUUAUGGCAAUACAAAUAUGAGAAAUCAGGUGAUUCUGUUAUAAGAGCUGUAUGGUUAUUAUUUCACUUGUGUGAGGCUGCUUUGAGGCCAAGUAUGGAAAUUUUGUGAAGUUCUAUAAACUCUGCGAAUCUCUUUGAGCCUUUUUAAAAAUAGAAUAAGACCUACCAUAUACAACUUUUGUGAGUAGCACCCACCAAAUGCAAAUAUGGAUGUGCAGCUUUUAUAAAUUUGUAUAUACACAUGUGCACAUGCCAGCAGACUUUCAGAAAAUGAAUGUCAGCAUUACACUUAGAGGCAUCCCUUGGACACUUAGGUUUGAUUUGAAAUUUCAUAUGUGAGACAGGCUUCCCUAUUUAUUGAAGGGGAGGAGAGUUCCUGGGGAAAUCCUUCUCCACUAAUUUAGGCUUCUCCUCCUCCACCUUCUCCUCCAAUCUAAUUGGAAUAUUGGAGACACCCAGGGUUAAGCUGAGGCAAAAAUAGACUUGCCAGGCAGAGAAGCAGAUUGAGCAGUGAUUCUAUUCCAAACACUUAGGAUUCCCAAGACCUCAAAGGAGGUGUUGGGAUGUGUCCUUGAGGACCUUGAAAGGUGAUCACAUGGCAGCUCGAGGUGUCUGGUGGUGGCGGAGCACCAUAAACGCAUUCCCUACAUGCCGCCUGGGCUUUAUCUUCCCUCCUUGUACAGUUCUGAGCGUGGAAACCCUCCUCAGUGGGACUGAAGGGCUUUUCUGAAGUCCGGAGAAAGGCUGGCUGCAGAACCUGAGAUUGGUGUACCUGAAGGAACUGUGUCUGAAGGAGGCCGGCCUCACAAGGCACCUUUUGUCCAAGCUGACAGUGUGAGGGAAACAUGGAGAAUUGCUGAUAAGUGUAUUGCACCCAAACUUUGAUGUAACAGAUAAAUCUAUUAUUGAUAAUGCUCCACCUAUGACUCUUGGGAAAUGUUUUCGAUAACAUGACACAAAUAUUAGUAUUACCAACUAUCAGUAGAAGUCAUUUGCCAGGAAGAAAAUACAGUUGAUUUUGAACAAAUGCAAUGGUGAUAGAGGUCAGCUAUAAAGCCAGGUAACUAUAUAACUCUAUCACUAUUUCCUUUUCAAUGAAUUAUGGGCAAGAUAAACAAUUUUAAGGAGCCUACAUAUAAAUGUGUUUCAAAAAUGACUUGAAUAUUUAGAGUAAAAUUUAUUCUUCAUUUAAAAAGUGAGAGAUUUGAUUAAAUUGUAACAAUAAAUUCUGAAGAUGAGAUCUAGGACUAGGGUUUUAAUCUUGACAAAUGGAAAUGAUUUGGAGACAGGAUCUUUCUCAUAUGAAUUUUAUACAACCUUAUUAUUGUUGUUGUUAAAAUAACUGAAGUAACUCAUGUUUUUAUUGCCAUAUAAAGUAUUUUUAUUGUACAAUGGUUCUUUGUAACCAUACAUACUUCAUUGCUCAUCCAUUUUUUUCUUUUUUUCAAUUCUGUAAUCAAUUAUCAAACAUAAUUGUGUUUCAAAUGUGAUUGAAAUCAUUAGAGAUGAGGGGCUGGGGAUUUAGCUCAGCGGCAUAAGCGCCUGCCUUGCAAGCGUGUGGUAGAGAGUUCAAUCCCCAGUACCGAUAAAAAAAGUACGGACAAGAAAUCAUUAGAGAUAUAAAGAAAGCAUAACUUGAAUCUUGUUUCCAAACAACUUGUAUAAUAAUGGUUUUCCUCUAAUUCUGUAGUUGUUUGAAGUAGUCAUAUACUAUGGAUGAUAUUAUCUCCUUGGAAACAUUUCCCUCAUAGAAAUUACUCUAAAAAAGAGAUUUCUGAAGUGGUACCCACAAACCAGGCUUUGUAGAAAAUGGAUAUUUGGGGCACAAAAACAUAUUAAGACCUAUUUCUAUAACUUUGCUACCAUUUUUAUUUAGAUUUAUUAAUAUGUAUAUCCCUGUACUGUAUAUUAUAUCAUGUGUGGAUAAGUAGAGUAAUUUAUAAAUAGUGGUUUAUAUCUGCACAUAUUGGGAUACACAGUGAAUGCAUUUUAUUGUUAUAGUAUGUGAUGCUAAAAUAUUUGGAGGCACUGCUUUAUGUUAUGUUUUCCUCGAGAACAGAAGGACUGCUCAUUUGUUUCAGCUUUUGAUUUCUCAAAUCACACCUUAUGACAUAAGCAAUGUUGUGCACAUGGCUUACUUGCUUUGCCUUGAAAACAGAGCACCAUGGAGUCAGAACUCGAGGGAAGCUAAGAAGGUCAUCAGGCUGAUUUGGUUUCCUUUCUGGGCAGGAUGAUACAGACCAAUAGGCUUCUACUCUAUUUAGAAUUACCUCUGUAUUUUCCCCCAGGAAAUUAUUUAAGUGGUGGCAUUUGUAUUUACUUUGAAAGAUAAUGGGUAUUUGGCCAAGAAAAAAAAAAAAAAGGUAAGGAUAAGCUCCUUGGCUUAUUCAGAAUGUAGUACUUAACGUAGUUAUUCCUCUGUUUGUUUCAGUGGAGAAGAGGAUAUAGGUUUUGAGAACUAAUGGAACACAUGGCAUAUAGCAAUACAGUCCAAAAGAAAUAAUACUGCAAAUUAAAAACAAAACCAACAAAACCCUGGUGAAAAUAGCUUUAAUAUUUUUCUCUGCAAAUGUAUCACUUUGAUCAAUUCCACAUUUAGGGUUCAAUUUUUCCUUUACAAACGAAUAUCUGAUUUUGUUGUGAGAAAAGGUGAUCACAAUGCUUAAAUGAUAUUAUGUCUUCUCAGUGUUAUGCUUUAGAGUUCACAGAAUAUUUUCAAACUGGUUAUCACAUCUGACUCUUACAACAAAUCAAUACAUGCCUAAUGUGAUGCAGGAGUAAAAGGAAAUGGUACAAAGUCAGUGGGAAAAAAUGGGGUCUCACUAUUUCUAAGUCCAGAGAUACUUCUUUGUGCCAGUGCUUCUCAGGGUGUGAUGUGAAUGGAACUUGGUCGAGGACCUUGCUCAAAUGAAGGUUCUGGGUGAGAAGCUUUGGAAUAUGGACUGAGGGCUGACUUUCUAACGGGCUCCUGGGUGAUGCUGAUGCCUUUUUCCACAGAUCAUAAAAGUAGCAAGAUUCAAACUCAUAACUGGCUGCUAUGUGAUGUGACUGAGACAGCCUUGGGAGAAGCCAGGUGCAGUGUAUUUAGGGUAGUCAGAAGAAAGGUUUAUCACUGCUUCCCAUUUCAGAAGAAGACAAAGUACGAUGCUGUACAGUGUUCAGUCAUACCCCGCUAAACUUCUGUGUUCCUUUCUCUCCAUCAUUUCUGUUCUCAUCCGGACACCUGUAUCUCUUCUGGGACAUUGCAGCAGCCCCAGAGUAACUGUUCACAUCUAUUUGCCAUCAAUCUCUACACUACCAUCAGCUUUUUCUGUCUAAAACAUAAUAUCAUCGUGCUUUUCCUACCUUUAGGGUUCUGCAGUGAUUCUCCAUUUCCAGUAAGAAUAGAAGCCACUUUUUGGUGCAGCACAUUGGAGUCCUCAAAGUCUGACCUAUAUUUUUCAAAUGCGUCUCCUACAGCUGACACUGUAGUCACAAUGUGUCCUCAUCUGCGGAUACCAUGUUCCAUCCAACCAAAACAUUUCACAUUUCCCAACUAUAGCAUACUUGCUUUUUUUUGAUACCCUGGAGUUUUAUUCUUAAUGUGUUAUAGCUCUUUUUAUUAAACAUGUCUUUUCAUUUAGUCCUUUUACUCAUAAUCACUAGAAGGCAGUUGCAAGAGAACCUCAAAUAUCAAGAUUCAAUUAACAAAAAAUAACAGGAAAAAGUGAUGAGCAUAAAAUCAUCUGACAUGUAAGUAUUUUGAAAAAUAUCUUACACUUAUGUAUCUACAGAUGUAUUCGAUAAAAAUCGUUCAAAAUGGGGCCAGGAAUAUAGCUUAGUGGCACAGUACCUGCCUGGCAAGUACAAGAUCCUGAGUUUGAGUCCUGGUACAAAAAAAGAAAGAGAAAGAGAAAGAGAAAGAGAAAGAGAAAGAGAGAGAGAGAGAGAGAGAGAGAAAGAGAGAGAGAGAGAGAGAAUUGUUCAAAAACAAUAUUGUGACAAUCUAAGAUACUAAAUUAUCUGCUAGUGUUUUAUUUUUAACAAUAUAGAAUGUUUCAUGAAUUUGCAUAUCUUCCUUACAAGGGGUCAUACUAAUCUUCUUGUAUCAUCCAAGUUUAUUCUAUCUAUGGCUAAUAGGAGCAGCCUAGCUCUUUACGUUAUCUAAUACGAGACAUUUAAAUCUAAUGAAAAAGAUUUAUAAAUGUAAUUGUUUACAAUGGAGUGAUGGAAUCUUAAAUUGUGUGUGUGUGUGUUUAUGCAUAGCUGAUACCUGACACUGUUUUUUUACGUGGUAAGCAUACAAUAAGUAUUUCCUGAAUGGAUUUACUAGUGCCUGAUAUAACUAUAAUCUUAAUGGGAUUAGUACAUGAGAUGGUUGAAUAGUUCUGCAAUUUAAAAGAAAGUAAAAUAAUUAGGAUCAUAUAUUUGCGUGGAAUUCACAAAAAUUGUUCAAGAUUAUCAUUGCAUGCUUAGAGAAAUGAUGGAGAUUUUAAACUUUGCACAACAGUUUGUUUAGCAUAUCUUGACAAAUGACAUCUUUUGAGUAAGAGAAAAAGAUAAUCCCAACUGUGUUAUGCUUUACCCCACAGCAUGUUCCAGGGACUUUUCUUUCCCUUUCUGACAACUUUAUUUCACUGAGAGGCAUUAGCGCUGGGUGCCUUAUGCCUGAUGAUGACUACUGGUUCCUGUGUGCUCCUCCCUUCUUCCACGUAUGAUUUCUGUCAGCAUUGUUCCUUUCAGAGAUCUUUGCGGAAGAACUUUAAAAGGUGAUAUUUUUAAAAACUGGGACCCUUGAUCAUAACAAUGAAACACUUGUCUUGCCUUUGCAUGUAUAAUGGCAGAAGGUUGCCUUUGGGAAGCAACAGAAAUGUCAAAAAUUAACAUCAAAUAUUGUUAGAAUAUUGACAUGCAUUAUUUGGAUCAGGAAGAGAAAAGAAGUAAUUUUACUUGUUACUAAAAAAUAUAUUGAAUAUUGGAUGGGAAUUAAAAUUAGAGGCUUGAAUAAGUAAACAUUAACUAAAUAUUUUCAUUUACUCUAGAGCGAAACCAUACAUUUUCACAACUAGGUACACAAAUUAAUGCAUACACAUGGUCAUGUAAAAUAUUUUUAAUUUCCAAGAAUGGAGUCCUCCAAUCUUUUUGUGUUAACAAAAAUCUACAAAAAUAUUCUCUUCUCUUUUCUGCUUCACAAAUUUUUCUUCCUGUGCUUCUAUCACCACCACUCACGUAUCGUCUUUUGCUUCUCUCUCUUCCUCUGAGUUGUAAUUUGUAUUUACUGCCCAACAGCUAUUUAACGAAGAAGUUUCUCCUUUCUUCUUGUGUUUGGUGAGUGGAGCAGGAGAAUGUGGUGCAGAAGGAACUGAUCACGUUCAUUCUGAUGUUCCAACAUCAGAUCAAGACAUCAGUAAGCGAUCAGAUUCAACAUAACAGACAAAGAUGCGCUACAAGAAAGACUGAGAUUUGUGGUCAGAGGUUCUAGCUCAAUUCUGAAUGGCUGAAAUCUUGGUUUUUGUGGUGGCUGUUGAAAUGUACAGAGGCAGUUUGAAGAAAAUGCCUAGAAAUUCAAAGUGGAGAACAAGCUAGAAAUAGCUCAGGUGAACCAAGAUAAUGCUGGAAUGAUCACUUCUUUAUCUAACUGAAAAUUCUAUCAAAUGGUGAAGGUGAAGAUCACUCUUACCUCUUUGAUUUAGAAUAAAAUCAACCAGGCACAAAUGAGCCUACCCAGGACAGGAUAGUAGAGGCCCUCUACUGAAAGGAGUUGGGGCGACCGGGAAAAUGAUGUGGGACGUGGGUAGCCGUGCAGUGCCAUUUCACUGCUCGGUGCAGUAUACUUCACGGCUGGAAUGAACUCGGUGUAGUUCAAGGUUGGACAGUUGGUGUUUUCAAAGUAGUAAGUGUUUUUUAAAAAUUUAUCUCAACACCUCUGAAAAGAAUUGGAGAAAUCUCAAUAUUUGGCUUGACUUUUCAAGGUCAAAUAAAUGCUACAGCAGCGGAUAAGGCAAGCAACUGACCAAAAGGAGAGUGAGUUCGUCACGCAUCAGGAGCCUUCAUUGCUCCCUCUGACCAUGCGAGCUGAGACCGCAUAAAAGCAGCUCCAUUUGAUUCUUAACUCCCCCCACCCCCCUUUUUUUGAAUUCUGUUGUCUGUCAUUCUACGGCAUUGAUUAUCAAAGCAUUUGAGGACUAACAUGAUAAUCUGGCAUUUAUAUUGGUAAACCUGGUAAAACUUACCAAAUAAUCUUUGGAAACCACGUUUAGGAAAUAUUUCUGAGACUGUAGUAAUGCUUUCAUUUUGUAUGUUGACUUCCAUCUAAAAUCUCUAAAAGAAAUUUGGAAACUACAAAAUUUUUAGUGCAUUCAUUUAGAAAAUCAUAGUUUCAUUUUAAUGUAAUCCCAGCAAAACAUAUUUAGAAUUGGAUCCAAACUUGUAGAACUGAACUUGUCCAAUAUGCAGACUGACUAAAUAAAAAGGAGAUUUUGGCAAAAUUAUGAUACUCCAUCACCUGUGUACAAAAUUCUGAUGAUAGCCAAGAGGACAUCAGGAGUGUUACAUGCCCUUUAAGAGAGAGCUAGAUACUAUGAAAUCUUUGUGUACACGUUGGUACCUAGCCUGGUAAAAAAACACAGUGUACCAAUGAGAUCCCUUUACAUCCUUAUUUAUGUCAUCAUUCAUUCAGUAAAUACUUCUUGGGAUUUUUCUUUGUUCUGUGGACCUUGCUUGGUGCUGUGUUUGCACAUGUAUCUUUGGUACUUCUCCCCAAGAGAAACUGAUUUGGUUCACUUUAGAAACACUUUACACUAAGAGGAUCAUUAAGAUCUCUUUAGUCUGGGACUUACAUGAUAAAUGGAAGUGGGUCUGAGUUUUGCUGGAGCAGAUAGAACAAGGGCAUCUUUUUUAGAAGAAACCCUGCUUGGGAGUCAAGUAGAAAGUUUUGUUGUGAGAAUUCCCUUGCUACAGUCCUAUUUAGUAGUUGGAGCAGAGUUCACAUCUGGGACUCCCCAAAGAAUUGGCCAUUAUGAGAACCCAGUGAAACAAGAGGAAACAGAAGUAAUAUAUAUUGAAAGGCUUAAUCUGAUAGCUUGCCUGUCUUCAAAGGAAGUUGCAUUUGUGAAGGACAUGCAUGCUUGUGAAGAAAGGACCUUCAUUAGGCAUUGUAAAAGACUAGCUCCGGAACUAGGAGGUAUUGGACUUGUUCUGUGCCCAAUGGGGGACUGUGCUGGACUAAAAUUCAUCUCUUUGGGUGCUGUGGCAGAGUCCUCUGUCCAGUAAAGCCCAGCUUCUUCCUUUUUCUGUAAAUUAAGAUUUAUUUGACAAGAAGAUUCCACACAGAAGCAGGAGAGUUACAGCCUGACGAAGCAGAGCUCACACUCAUUAGUUUUGUUUCAUCUCCCUUAAUUUUUUAUUUUUAUUAAGUUAGGACAUGUUUCGUCAUACUUCUUGUUUCCAGGGAGGGAGUAGAUUUGACAUCAUCUAUGCUCAUGAGGUCAAGAAAAAGAAAAUGAACUAUUUGUAUAAGAGUGAGAACCAGAGAAAAACCAUUGAGGCUGCUAUAAUACACAUUCUCUGUUCCUUGUCUUACUCUACUAUGUUGCCUGUCAUGAUUUCAAAGUAUUCCUAUGAUAUGAAAGGAAAGAGGAGCCUCAUGGAAUGCAAAGAAUUCUGGAAUUACUAGAACCUAUAUGGUGCCAAUAGUGUGUGUGUGUGUGUGUGUGUGUGUGUGUGUGUGUGUGUAACACAGAUCAGCUUACAUUAUAUCCUCUUUUCUGAAGUAUGAGUCUUUCACUAAAUAUUUUGGUCUUAUAAUGGUAGCAAAUAUUUUGACUGUCUCAUGUACAAUCAAAGCACUUCAGAAGCUUCGAAUUAUUUAAUAUAGACUUGCCACAUUCUUUUCAAUUAUAUUUAGUUUGAUUAGUUGCCAAGUGUCAGAGAUUUAAGGUAUUUCUGGUCUUCAUUUCCAUCAUAUAGCAACAGUGAUUGCCUCUGAGGGAGGGAACACAGAUUGGGGAAAUUUUAGCUUUGUAUGUAUUGUUAUGUAGCAUUUUUCAAUAAAGAUAUAUUCAAGUAUUACUGUGUGUUAAACUAAUUUUUAAAAAUAAAUACAGGAUUGGCAGUAUUAGGUACAUAAUUUAACCAAUUUAUCUUGUACUCCCCACUUUUAAGAUACCAUAUGCCAUAAAAUCUAGCCAAGUUGCUAUAGCAGACAGGAAGAUGUUGUACAUUAAAAUCCAUUAUCUUGUGUUCUGUGUAUUCAAAAUGGUUCUUACUCUAUCAUAUCUAGAUUUUAGUUUUUCAAAGAAUUCAUAAAAAGUAAAUACCCCAGUGAGUGUUCCCUAGCUUUAACAAAAAUUCCAUCUACGUUUUAAAAAGAGAACUUGAAAGACAUCAAUCCAAUAUUAUAGUUAACAUAAUUUUGAAAUUUCAUAGUUACUUGUAUAAAUACAAACCCUCUUAAUUUCCUACAAGCUUCCUAACUGGAAUCAGAUAAACUUUUGAGCUUCAUCUAGCACUGCAGACCAAUUUAAACUGUAGUUUGCACUGUGCAGUUUUUUGAACCUUCAUUCUGGAUAGCUGUUAUAGAAUUAUUAUGUGACUACUCUGAAUAUCUGAAUAUGUGGACACUCAUUAUCAAAUAUGUAUAGUAAAAAAAAGGAAGAUGGUAAAUAAAACAGUGUAUUUUAAGUUGACAUUUGUGUAUCGUUGGAAAACUAAGAUAUUUACCAGGAUAACAAUGUACAGUACACAAGAUGACCUUGGGAUGUUAUCAAGCCGUUUUGCUCACAAGAUAUUGCAUACAUUAAACACCCUGGACAGGAGACCUUCCAAAACCAGACCCAAUGACAAAUGUGGAUAACAAUUUUAAUCCUGAGCAAAUUACAGGGAUAAAAAUUAGAUAUUUUUUAUCUAAGUAUUUACCCUGUGAAGGCAGACAAAGUCUAGUUGUCCUUUUGAGGUCAGGUCAAAUGCUGACAGUUAGUUUUGAAUUCCUAGCUUUUAAAAUGUUCUUAAUAUCAUUACUCCAGGUUGUCCUCACCAUUGCAGCAGGGCUCAUGAUAGAGGGUCUUUCUAUACCAUCGUGUUGUGAGCACCCUACCAGGUGUUUGCAUUAGACACCUGUGUCCCUCCUCUGUUAGAGAGGGACCUCCCUGGAGACGCUGCCCUGAAGCUCUGUGGCUUACUCCAGGCCUUGCCUGCCUGUUUUCUGCAGUUUUGCUGCAAAUAGUAAUUGAGUGAAAGCACCGUAAAAGUUCUUUACAGUUUGAAUAUGCUACUGCCAUUUUUAUAAAUGUGAAUCUUAUUUUAGUUUAUGUUAUACAUCUUGGCUCACUUUAAUGUCUGUUAUUAAUUCUGGAGUCAGAGCUGUCCAGUCGGACUUUCUACAGUGAUGAAAAUAUUCUCUACUCUGCACUCUCAUUAUGGGGGCCACUCGUUGAUACGUGGUUAUUGAACAUUAGUGUGAGUUGGAACAUUAGUGUGAAUUUUUACUUAUUUAAAAUAGUUUAUGAACUGAAUUCAUUUUAAUUAUUUUCCAUUUAAAUAGCGAUAUGUGGCUAAUGAUUACUGUGUUUGACAGUGUACUUACAGAUGUUUGUCAUAUUUUUAUAGACCUAGAGAGUCAAUAUUUAUGUUACAGUUUUCAUGUGAAAAAAUUACCCCUGUGGUUUAUUUUAUUUAUUAUUUAAUUUGCAUUCAAAAUUCAGAUCUUAUCUUCCAACUUGUUUUUUGAUUCCAAUUUGUUUCUUUUUCCCUUAGAGUACGGAGCUCACACUUAGGUCCUCAGACACGCUAGACGAGCAUUCUGCCCCUGAGCUACAUUCCCAACCCUGUUUCAACUUCUUAAUUUUUCCCCAAUUCAACUUCCCUACCAUUUCCAACUAGCAGGUACUUUUUGGCAGCUUAUCACCAGAAAAUAAUGUAAAUGCUGUGAGCUAGAGAAGUAUGCUUAGUUCACAAGGAUAUUAUUAAAACUUCACAGUAUGUGUUUUCUUAGAUUUCUAGUUCUUACGAUUCAAUUGACAUAGACUGAAACCCAGGAUAUAUAUUGAAUAUGUAUCUCUCCUUUCUUGAAACUCAGGCAAGCUUUUAAAAACACUCAUCUUGAAGGAGCUUUGGAGUGCUGUGAUGCACUCCUGCCUGCUUGCUGAGCUGAAGGUCCUGGCUUAGCAGCUGCCAGCCAGCCAUGGCAGCACCAAGUGCCAGAGCAGUCUUCCUUUAGGGCUUCCAGGAACCAAGCUGCCAACAAGUAGGAACCUCUUGCUCCCUUAUGGGGACUUUGAAUGUGAUUAGGAUGAGCAAUGAUUCUCCAGAAGUGGGUAGAAUGUUAAAGCAAUAAACAUGCGAUUACACACUGCAUACACCCCAUUCUUCACACACGCCGCCUGAGAUCUUACAGAGAAACCGCAGUGUUCUCAAGCCUGCUCUCAGGUUCCUUCUCUUUACUUAGAGGCCAACCAGGAUGCACAGAAAACAUACUGAUACCACCUAGAUAAUUAUUGACUAGGUGUAGCAUGGAUGGUGGAGGCUGUGUCCAUUUUGCCUCCUGGUCGUGUUGUGCUGAUAGAGGUUGCUUAUUUCUAUGUAGAAGCGUGAUGAUUUUCGUUCUUUGUGAUGAGAACUUCAGCGACUGAGACCAAGGUAAUUUGAUUGAGUGUUCCUGCAGCAUAUUUGGCUUUUGCAUUUUGAGGCAUUCUCUUUUUAAAUUCUGUCUGUGACUUGGAAUGUGAAGGUGGGCAGGUUCAGAUAUACAAAGCUGUAGGGUAUAUUUUAUAUUCCCCUGCUUUUGACAGAUGUUCUGAUCUGUACAGAUAUUUCAUUUGUGACAAAGGGAUGCUAUAAAAGUGUGCUUUUAUGUUCCUAAAUGUUCAUAUAAAGCAGCAAGUGCCACUAACUGAUCCGUGUAACUCCUCUUCCGUUUGAACCUGUGGACAGGAACGUGGCUUCCUUGUCAGUAGCCGACCACUCGUUUUCACAUUCCUGUAUUCUGGGGAGGCAGGUGCUGCAGACAGAAGUUAGCACAGGGCAUUGUCUCUUCAGCUCAUCUGCUGUCCUCUCUCACCUCUGCUCAGGUUCCUUCCCAGGACUGCCUCUCUCUCCCUCCUUUCUCCCCACCCCAGAUGUGGUGAGGCUGACCUGACUUCCUGAACCACUGCCCGCCCCAUGAUUCUUUUUGGGUUGUUUUAAAGGUGUUAGGGCUAGGUUGUGGGGAGUUACAUUGACAAAUAAGUUGGCAUCCACCUUGGUUUCUGAGCUAGUCUGUUCAACACCCAAAUAUAAUUUAAAAUUUAUACAAGGGCCUUAUCAGAUAUGUUUUAGAGAUUGCCUUUAUCUACAAGACUUUGUCCUCAUUUACUGUUUCUUUAUUACUGUAUUAUAAUAUAACACACAAUAUUUCUCUAUAGAAACGUUCCUUCUGCCCCUGUCCCAUCACCUCAAAAUAUUCUGGGGGAGUAGAAAGAAAAUGAUGCUCAGUUGCUGUUACUAACUAGUCAUGUAGUGCAUUGCAAGGUCCAUGCUGGGUGAUUGCGAAGGUUUUCUUUAGCUCCAGGACUGUGAUUAUAUUCUUCUCAGAGCCUGUGUGUCUCCCCCAACUCUCAUCUAAGCCAGUUCUAUUCUUUGCAUCCCAUGAAUCAUGUCAGAACUCCAGAAGUCCCGGGUCUUACUUUGAGAACUAAUGUACUCUCCCAAGCCUCGGGAGGAACCCCUUUUGUGAUCAGCAGUGUGAAUUCAUACUGCCAAAGGGUUAAUCUUCCAAGAUUAAGUGCAGAUUGGGUAAAAUAAGAAAAGAUCAAUGGUUGUACUCUGCCAUGAGUGGGGUGUUCAAUCAUGCAGGUUUCCAGCCAGAUUUUAGAAAUCUACAUCACAGAAAUCACCUGGGCGUCACACCCUGAGGAACUCUGAGUUAAUGUGUGGUGAACAGAAAUAUCAAGUUUAUGCCUAUAGGGUAGUUUUCAUUGGUAUGAGCUUAAGCACAGAAAAAAUGGGCUUGGUGGUGUUAAUUUUUUUAUGGGCAGUUGUGCGAUAGCUGGUCUUGGAAUGUUAGCAGCACUGUUGCAGAACUAAAAAUGUUACCCAGAGACAUUUUAAAAGAGCAAUAAAUAUCUGGUUUUAAAAUACAGACAUUAAAAAAAUUAUAAACGUGGAAAGUCGUUUUUGGUAGUUGUUGUUUUAACAUUGGAGCACUAAAGCUGCCUUUCCUUCCCUGGCUUUCUCAACAAGCAAUUGUUUGGCUCAGUAAUUUAGUGAUUAUCUGAUUCUAUGAACAUUUAGGUAUUUUAUGCUUUAACAUAAAGAUUCCUGGAGGAGAGACUGUGCCUCUCCUCAGAACGAUGUGUCCUCACAGUGUUAAGAUGUGGCUGUGCUCAAGGCUUAGGGCUGUACACCCCGCGUGUGCCCUGCCAUGGACAGUCCUUUGACGUGACGGGGUGACUUAUGGAAGGCAGAUAUUAUUUCUGGAUGAGGGACAUAUAAGUUUGGUGCAUACUCAGGAAGCCAACUGAAACCCUGGGUGCCUGCAGAUAGCUACACCUGGCAUUGUCUCCCUCGAGGAACUUGGACUGGUUUCUGCUACUGUCUGCUCAAGUGGGGUUCUUAGGCUGGGGAGAGCUGUGCCUCAUGCUUAAACAUGGCCAGGAAGAACACAAUAAUUUGUCAUGCUAUAAGACAUAAAAAUAACAUCUCAAAAUUUUAAAAAUUGGAAAGCAUUUCAACAUUAUGUUUUACUUGGUUCUGCCUCAGUUUCUUGUAGUUUCCACAUUUUCUUGCUUAAUAUUUUACAAUAAACAUGGCCUUUUCCAUACUAGUUGUGAAUGUUACUGUGAAUAUUAAAUAUUAGCCCAUCCAGGUACAAUACGCUACUUAUAUUUUGUUUUAUAGUUAGUGACUUAGAUAGUUUGAAAUUAUGAAAUGCAACACAACAAAUGUGAGUAUGUUGCUGUUAUGUAUUUAAAGAAAAUUUCCAGCGGUGGAACUACUAAGACAAAGAUUGGCAAUACUUUAGUAUUUUUUAUGUGUAUCAUAAAAUUUCAUCCUUGUUUUCCAAAGGCAUUCUCCCAGUUUUCAAAACUUCUACUUUGUGAGUACAUUUACCUGAGCUGAGUUAAUACUUAGCAUAAAUGAAUUUUAACAUAUAAAUUUAAAAUCAUAAUUAUAUGUGGAAACAGUAUAAAUUGCGUAACACAGAUAUUCAGUAAUUCAAGAGGUAAGCUGUUUGUUCAUGUAUUCGGGAUUUUUCUUCCUCUUAUUUGUAUGUCUAUUUUUAUCUUCUCUCCACUGUAGGUUUUAUAAAUUCAACUUAGCUAACUAAAUGUCAAUUCAUAUUUUAUAAAUUAAACACCAAUUAUUCAAAUUCUGAGCUUGAAUAGACAAUAAACUUGAACAUUGUGCCUUUUUGACUGUGGUCAGGAAGCUUGUAGGAAGUACUAUAUAUUUUCCAUUUUUGUUUGGUGUGUUUGACUACAGAAAAAUUGUUAUUUUUUAAACGAGUCUAGAAGGAAGCUGCACGCAACACUUGUGCUUUGGAUCAAAGGGUUGUAAGUAGUGUGUGUGUGUGUGUGUGUGUGUGUGUGUGUGCUGUAAUGAAGGCAAGACUGAGAAAAAAAUAUUUCUGAACCCAUUUAAUCACAAGCUGUAUCCUAACAAAAGCUUUCUACUUUCCAAAGCUCAGGUAAGAUUUAUUUAUUUUUAUCUAUUUAUUUUUGGCACUAGGGAUUGAACUCACAACCACAUGUGCUUACCAGGCAGGUGCUUUUGCUGCUGAGCUAAACCCCCAGCCCCAAGGUAAAAUUUAAGAAGCCAAAAGUGCUCAAAUAAUAAUAAUAAUAAUGAUAAUAACCACCACUAAAGAAAUUGGUUACUUAGCUUUAGGUGUUAGAGAAAUCUUAAAUGAUUUAGGAACCUGCUCAGGGUAUGCUUUAGUGCCAGAGACAAAUGAUACUCUUAUUUUUCUAGCAUUAAGGAGAUUAGAUUAAGAAUUCCCAUUACAGAGCACAUAACCAGAAUUUUUGUUGAGAUGAUGCCAAAAAAAAUUAAGAAGCAUGCUCUAAAUUGGCAGAAGACUAACUAAAAUCCAGAGGUAUUUCUGCCAUGACAAACCUAUAAAAUAAUGUGAUAGUUUUCCGUUCUCGAAUUGCACCAGGAGUGUGCUUUUAGUUCAUUGUUCAUUGUAAUUAUGUAAUAAUGCCUAUUCUAACUGCAGCAUUUGUCCAUAUGUACUCAGAAUUUGUUAGCAAGGGAGGUUUUUUUAAAUUGGUGAAUUCUAGUAGCUGUAUACAAAGAUACAAGAUAGAGAGACAGAUAAACUUUUUCAAAGAGUUAGAAAUGUGGCGCAGUGAUUCCAGUUCUCACAUAAUCAUUAACUUAAUGUGCUACUUUUGGUAGAUAGAGCAUUCAGCAAACUCCAUGCCUCAGUGUGUUAAUCUGGAAAAGGAGGGCGGCAGCGUCAGAGCAGCCUGGCCACCCAGGAGCGGUGCUAAACACGGAAAUAAAUACAAGGAAAGGGGCUUUGUGUGCGUGAAGAGUAAGACUGUGCAAAAUGUUCUUCCUGAGUGGGAUGUGAUAUGCUUAUUCAUUUGAUUCCUUAAAACUCCUCGACAAUUCAGACCCUUUGGUCUAAGUGUCCUGGGUCUCACUUGCUGUUGACCAAUUAAAUCUGGAAGGAGCUAUAGGCAUCCCCCUGUACCUCUUUCUCAUCUGGAACGUUUAAACAGGCAUUGCAUGUGUAGUAAAUGGUGUGUUUUAAUAAACGUUCUGUAAAGGCCAAUUAUUCAGUUGAUAUUGAAUUGUGUGGUAGGAAAUAUGGAUCCUUAGUUACAGGGAAGAUGUCUACAUACUAUUGGCAUCUGUUUGGUAGGUAAUGUUCUUAAGUGGCCUGGCCUUCCUCCAAAGUUUGAUUAUUCAUAAAUCUGUUGAGUGUGUUAAGUUGCAUUAUUAACGUUUAAUCUUUUAUUGAAGCAAACUCAGGAGGCUGAAAUCUAUUUGCUUUAGCAAGCUUGUUCACUGAUAAAUGCAUGAUUUGAAAUUUUCCUUUUGUGAAUUCCUCAGCACAAGAAAAACACAGCUGGGCAUAGCACAGAUCAUAUUUAUCUUUUCAUUAACUAAAGUUCAAGAAGAUAGCACCAUUGGAAGCUUAGAAGGAGGGAUUGCUAAAGAACAGUCCUCCUCCUGUUUGCAUACCCACUUGAGAAAAGCUUUCCAAACAAGUAUUUGAGAUACUUGUGAGAAAAGCUAGUUGAAUUGUCAAAAGAAGACCAAAUGAAUGUAUAUAAAGUGGUUGGAUUUCAGAUAACAUUUUCCCCUGAGUGUUUAGAUUGGUUAAAUAUUAGAGAAAGGGAGAUAAUAACACUGUUUGUCGUCAUAAACUUAGACAUACAUCUUUUUCACAAGGUUGGUAUGAAAGGCCUAUCAAAGAUUUUCCAUUCCAGAUGAUUUGGUUUCAACCUGAUAAAAGACAUUUUCAGUAGAGAAAGACUGGAUGGUAAUUGCACUAGAUGGAACACAGACACUUUGUAUAGAUUUUAUAAUAGUUGGAAUUUAUUAGUUCUUGAGAAUAAAGCAGUACUGGCUAGUGGGCUGUGACUGUGAAAUUUAAAUGUGUGUGUAUUUAUUUCAAUUUCUCUGUGCAGUAUUCUCUUUGUUAAAGAUGGGCUGAAAAAUUCUGUGAGAUUUUGGAAGCACUUACUUGUAAUGUACUGUAAACCUACUCAUUAGCAGACAAUUUCCAGGAUGAAAUAAGUGAUAUAUAGCUGAUAUGAAUUAAUAAUAAAGCCUUUAAAUAGGAGGGUAGGAUAGAAUUAUAGGAGUCAUCUCCUCUAUCUCUUGCCUCUGAGGAUCGUGAGAAUUCUGAUUGUUUUUGUUUCUGUAGAUCCCCCGACCUUUGGCAAAACACUGUGCAAACGAAAGAGAUGAAUAACUGCAGAUUGAUGUGUGUACUCUUGCAGAAUUAUGCUCUGAACAAUUAGACUGUACAAUAGACGCAUUCCCCUUCUAUCUUUCCUAUUACACCUCAGCAGUAUUUGGGAAGGGGUGGAGACUAUGGAGAAUAAAGAAAAGAGGCUCUUUUCUAGUCAAAUGCAGUGUUUCUUAAGCUACUUUGGGCUCAAUUCCUACCCAGUGCUGUCCAAAAUGUCAUGACUCCAGUAACUCAUCAUGGACUGGGGUUAAUGUCUCACCUAGUGCCCAUCCCCCAGGUCCUCUAAGUCCCUUUCCAAAGUGGGUGUAGUGUGGACAAGGACGGCUGUUUCCUGCCUCCGGUAACCUUGCGAGGCGCGUUGCUGAGAACUGAGCUGGAGCGUUUUCUGCUCCUAACAACAUUCGCUAAGUCACAACUUGCUGUAGGUGGAACUUGUGUGAGCCUCCGUCUACUGAUCUGUGGCUCUAGAUUGGUGACUACUUGUUUCUCUUAUUUUUCUUUUGUUUUAAAGCAUAUAAAACCUAUAUCAAUUUUUACAAAUUUUAUAAGAGAGUUUAAUAAAAAUAUUGGGGAAAUUACAAUGGACAGUUAAAAAAAUCGUAACUAGGAAAAUGAAUUAUUUUUCCUUAUGAUCAUCCAGUGCACCUCAUGUAGUUUAUGAAGAAGAAAACUUCAACCACGAGAUGUAAAGAAAGUUUUUCAAAGUCCAUAGAGUUUGUAGGAGGGCAAGGACUAGAAACUAGGCCUCCAGCCAAUGGUUUUUCACUUCCUUUUAUAUCUUCCACAAAGUGACUUAAAAUUUCAAAGAAAUCUAAAAAUGGACAAAAACUGAAAGCUUUCACUUUAAAAUCAUAAAUAAGACAAGGAUGUCCACGAUCACCUCUCCUAUUCAACACAGUACUGGAAACACUAUCCAGGCAAGAGAGAGAAACCAAAGGAAUAAAGAUAGAAAAGGAAGAUGUUAAAAUUAUCACUAUUUGAAAAUAACAUGAUACUCUAUAGAGAAGAACCAAAAAACUCCAUUAAAAGGUUACUAGAAGUAAUAAACAAAUUCAGCUGUGUAGAUGAAUACAAAGUCAGUGCUCAAAAGUCAAUACCAUUCCUGUACACUAACAAAAAACUCACCGAGAGAGAAAAUAUGGAAAUAUCACCCUUCAAAAUAGCAUCUAAAAAAAUGAAAUACUUGGGAAUCAACCUAACUAAGUAUGUAAAAGAUGUAUAUGCUGCAAAUUAUGCUAUGCUAAAAAAGGAACUGAAGAGGAUGUUAGAAAAUGGAAGGAUAUUCCUUGCUCUUGGCUAGGAAGAAGCAAUACUGUGAAAAUGGCCAUAUUCCCAAAACUCUUAUACAGAUUUAAUGCAAUCCCAAUCAAAAUACCAUGAACAUACCUCACAGAUCUAGAGAAAACAGUCCUAAAAUUCAUUUGGGAACAGGAGAAACCUAGAAUAGCAAAGGCAAUUCUGUGCAACAAAGGCAAGGCAGGAGGCAUCUCAGUUCCUGACAUGAAACUAUACUACAAAGCCACAGUGAUAAAAUCAGCAUGGUACUGGUAAAGAAAUAGACCUGAAGAUCAAUGGAACUGAUUAGAAGAUGCAAGCACUACUACAAAGACACUCAGCCACCUAAUAUUUGACAGAGGGGCUAAACAUGUUCACUGGAAGAAGGAUAGCCUCUUUAAAAUAUAAAUAGUGUUGGAAAAAUUGGCUUUCCACAUGCCAAGGACUGAAACUAGACACAUGCCUAUCAACAUGCACAAAACUAAAGUAUAAAUGGGUCAAAGACCUAAAUAUUAAAACAGAAACACUAAAUCUACUGGAAGACAAGGUAGGCAGAAGUCUUGGAGACAUAGGGGUAGGCAGAGAAUUCAUGAACAAAAUGCAAACUGCACUGGAAACAUUUCAAAGAAUCAACAACUGGGAUCUCAUGUUACUGAAAAGUUUCUGCACUUCAAAAAAAAUCACCAACAGAGUGAAAAGAAAACCCACAGAAUGGGAAAGCAUUUUAGCCAACAACCCCUCAGACAAAGGACUUAUAUCCAUAACAUAUAAAGAAUUGAAAAACAUCAAGCCCCCCGAAUUCAAAGACCCUCUCCAAAAAUGAGCAUCCAAGAUGAACAUACAGCUCUCAGAUAAAGAUAUACAAAUGGAAAAUAAAUACAUGAAGAAAUGUUCACCAUCACUGGUCAUUCGAGAAAUGCAAAUUAAAACAGUAUUGAGAUUUCAUCUCACUCUAGAGAGAAUGGCUGCCAUCAAGAAAUCAACUGAUAACAAAUGCUGGCAAGGAUGCAGGGAAAAAGGGACAUUGCUCCACUGUUGGUGGGAGUGCAGACUGGUGCAACCACUAUGUAAAUCAACAUGGAGAUUUCUCAGAAGACUAGGAUUGGAAGUUCCAUUCAAUCCAGCUGUUCUCCUGCUAGGUAUUUUCCCAGAAAAACUGCAAAGUUCGUAUCACAGUGAUAUACGUGCACCCAUGUUCAUAGCAGCACAAUUUGUAUAGCUAAAUCUUGGAAACAACCAAGAUGCCCAUCAACUGCAGAGUGGAUGAAAAAGAGCUGGUGUUUUUAUACAAUGCAAUAUUACUCAGCUAUAAAAUGGAUGAUCUUGAGGCCUUUAUAGGCAAAUGGAGACAGCUUGAGACUACCCUCAUUAGUGAAAUAAAUAAGAAUCAUAUUUAUAAAUAUCACAUUGUGUCUCUAGUGUAAAAAGUAAUUAGAAAUGUAGGCGUAAUAAAACCCCAAA